Messenger RNA from Epithele typhae, 1785 nucleotides. RefSeq names its product GTPase activating protein. The record is from RefSeq and is a predicted model, not a curated record. Gene Ontology annotation, biological process: signal transduction; regulation of GTPase activity. The transcript has 13 exons. The coding region runs from base 1 to 1785 and encodes 594 amino acids. NCBI's taxonomy places the organism in Eukaryota, Fungi, Basidiomycota, Agaricomycetes, Polyporales, Epitheliaceae. Gene Ontology annotation, cellular component: cytoplasm.
AUGGAGAGCGAGGGCGCGAGCGCGAGCGGGCACGGGCACGGGAGCGUGGGGGACCUGCGGGAGGCGGAGACGGCGAGCGCGGCGGAGGUCGCGACGCUCGUCGAGCCGAGCUUCGACGAGAAUGUGCUCCGGGCGCUGUGCGAGACGGACUGUGGAGUGCAGCUGUUGCUGGACCGGAUCAAGCAGAGCACGAUAUCGUGUAAGGAGGUGGCGGUGUUCCUCAAGAAACGCGCGGCGCUGGAAGACGAGUACAGCAAGCAGCUCCAAAAGCUCGCGCGCACGUCGUCGGCAGACUACUCUGCCGCCUCAGAGGCCAAGGGCGGGUCGUUCGUCGAGGCCUGGCAGGCGUCGAUGCGCAUACACGACACCAUGGCGGAAAAGCGGAGCAGCUUCGCGAUACGGUUGAACGAGAUGAGCGAGGAGCUACAGAACCUCGUGAAGGAGGUGGAAAAGAACCGGAAAGCGACGAAGGACCUCUCGACGCGAUACGAGCGUUCGCUGCAGGAGUCGGAGACCAUGACGGAGAAGGCCAAGGCGCGCGUCGAGAUGACGGCGGAAGAGCUCGAGCGUCUGCUCCUGCAGAAGGAGGGCGAGUCGCUGAAGGACAACGCGAUGCAAACACGGUCGCCCGUGAACGGCAAGCGUGUGAUCGGGAAAGCGGUCGCGAAGGGCGGUCUCCUGUUGAAGGGCAAGAACCCACAGAAUCUGCAGCGCCAAGAGGACGAUGUCCGGGCACGGAUGUCUGCCGCGUCGGACACGUACCGGAAGGUGAUGAUUGAGACCCAGGCGAUCCGACAGGAGUACUUCAACUUCCAGCUGCCCCGGAUCCUCCGAUCUCUGAAGGAGUGCGUGGACGAGAUCGACCUGGGCACGCAGUACCACCUCUCCCGAUACGCGUUCCUCACCGAGAGCAUUGUGCACGACGAAGCGACCACGCUCCAGCCACCAGAAGACCGAGGCCCUCGCAGCCUCGGCCUGAAGGCGACGAUGGAGUCGAUCGACAACCGCGCCGACUUCAGGACGUGGAUGGACCUCUACGUGUACGCGCACGCCGGGCAGAACUCGCGCGCGCCUCGCAGAAACGGGCCCGAGGAGGACGGUUUCCUGCCCCCGAUCGCCGCGCUGCAGCACCAGCAGCACGUCGCGGCGAGCUCACCGGGACCGGCGCUGGCGCACCUCCCGAAAGCGCGCCCGACGUUCGGGAUCGACCUCACGGAGCAGAUGGCGCGGGAUGACGUCGACGUGCCGCCGAUCCUGGAGAAGAUGUGCGAGGCGAUCGAGAAGUACGGGCUCGACCAGCAGGGCCUGUACCGGAUCGCCGGCACGCACCUCAAGGUCAACAAGCUGAAGGACCUCCUCGACCGCGAUCUCGACGCGGUCAAUCUCGACGCGGACGAGUGGCGGUCGGAGAUCAGCAACGUCACGAGCGCACUCAAGGCUUGGCUCCGUGAACUGCCGGACCCGGUGAUCACGCAGGCCCUGUACCAAGACUUCAUCGACGCCGCACGGAACGAGAACGAGCGAGCACGGCACAUCCGCCUGCACGAGCGCGUCAACGCGCUCCCGGAUCCCAACUAUUCAACGCUCCGGUACCUCAUGGGCCACCUGCACAAAGUGGUGCAGCACUCGGAGCUGAACUCGAUGACGGUGCAGAACGUCGCGAUCGUCAUCGGCCCGUCGCUGUUCAACUCGCUGAACCUGCAGGACACGUCGCUGCAGAACAAGGCGGUGGAGACGAUCCUGGAGCACUACACCGACAUCUUCGUCGACGAGGCCGAGGAGUAG